AUGUCCACCUCAGGAAAGAAAAGUUGGGGGCGUAAAAAGAUUGACAUAAAGAAAAUGACGAAUCAGAAACAUUUGCAGGUUACUUUCUCGAAGCGCCGCACUGGGAUCUUCAAGAAAGCAAGCGAGCUCUCCACGCUUUCUGAUGCAGAGAUGGCUCUCAUCGUCAUCUCGCCGGGCCAGAAGGUGUUUUCAUUCGGCCAUCCGAAUGUUGAGACAGUCAUUGAGAAGUACCUCUUGGAGGUCCCGACUCAACCGGCUGACAACAUGCAAUACGUCAAUGCUCAGAGUAGCGCUGACGUGCUUGGGCUCAAUGCAAAAAUAUUUCUAUUUAAAAACCAAAUUGAUGCUGAGAAGAAGCACAUCAAGGAGCUAGAUCGUCAGAUCAAGGUAGUUCAAGCUCAAUUUUGGGGGGCCUCUCUGAUUAAAGAGAUGGACAAGUCUCAACUUGAGCAGUUCAAGGGGGCCUUGGAUGAGGUCAAGAAGCAAGUCACUCGCUAUUGUGACAUGCUCCCUAUGCAAGGUGAUGUUGAUGCUAGUGAUGCCCCUACCAACCCACCAAUGUAUCAACAUUUUGCUGCUGGACCCUCGAACGCCAUGAUCCCUCUCCACCACCCACCACCAACACCUCCUCAGGUGUUUUCACCACUGAAUUUUCAAGGCCCAAUGAUGCAGACUCAAACCUUUUUUGGUGGCCUUAACAACAAGGGAGGACAUGGAGGACCACCCCCUGGUUUCUACUAA
Lotus japonicus is the source of this 741-nucleotide messenger RNA. Its product is annotated as agamous-like MADS-box protein AGL62. NCBI's taxonomy places the organism in Eukaryota, Viridiplantae, Streptophyta, Magnoliopsida, Fabales, Fabaceae. The record is from RefSeq and is a predicted model, not a curated record. The transcript has a single exon. Gene Ontology annotation, biological process: positive regulation of transcription by RNA polymerase II. Gene Ontology annotation, molecular function: RNA polymerase II cis-regulatory region sequence-specific DNA binding; DNA-binding transcription factor activity, RNA polymerase II-specific; protein dimerization activity. The coding region runs from base 1 to 741 and encodes 246 amino acids.